Molecule: messenger RNA, 1431 nt
Organism: Durusdinium trenchii
Lineage: Eukaryota; Dinophyceae; Suessiales; Symbiodiniaceae
Source: the annotation of a GenBank genome assembly
CUGGUAUGGUCAAUGUUAAUGUAUUACUACUUGGAUUGGUUUCAGUGCUUCAUUGUGGCCAUCCCAUUGGCCUAUUUUUGCUUGGAGAAACUGACCCGCCACAAGCUCAUGUUGGAUCAGAUGGCCGCCUUCGAGCUGCGCUGCGCCAGCUGCUCUCUGAACUCGGACCGGGAGGUGAUUGAACAGCAAAUCAUCGACCUCUUUGAUGAGGCCUUCGAACCGCCCGUGUCGGUGUUUUUUGAGACCAUCCACGAGGACGGGGGGUCCAACCAUGCGGGGGAGAACAAGGAGACUCUCGCGCCGGAGGAAGAGACGCUGUAUCCGCUGGUGUCCCGUGAGACGAUGCAGGUCAUUCGGCAUGUCACCAGCUAUCCGACACCGGACGAAGUCAUGGAGCAAUUCAAUGGCUACAUUCGGGGCUCCCUGCGUGAGAAAGUGCUAGGUUUGCUUGGGAGAGAGGUGGAUGUCUCCUUGAAACUCUGUCUGGUCAGUUGCAUGCCAGGGUUCCUCCUGUCUCUGACCUUCUUCUUGGGGUGCAAUGGACAUCAGGAUUGCGAGGCCUCUGCUUCAGCUUUGGGUUAUCCUUCUCUGCCCCAGUACAUGCUCAUUAACGCCUUGAUGGAUAUCAUCGUGUCGCCCACCUACGUGAUCAUCCUUCUCCCCUUGGCACUUCGGAUCGCCUACCAGGUGGCGGGCUUCUCAUGUUGGGCCACCUCAUUUUGGCUUCGCAUGCUUAGUUUGUCAAGCCUGACGGGCACGCUGAUCUUUGCGAUGAAUAUCUUUUUUGGUCUUUGGGCUGGGAGCUUUGUAGUGGUCAUUGUGAACUAUUCCUUCUCGUACCUCCUCUGGUUCCUGGCCAGUUCCUGCACGCUCUUCUCCUCGGUGUGGCUCCUGCACGCGGACCGGGCACGCGGAGUUGAGCGGGCGCGGCCCGUGGGUUUCCACGUGGAGGGCUCGCGCGCGGCUGGCGCAUGGUGAGUGAAGCCGUGUUUUGGAGGAGGAGAGGCUGAAGCCUCAAAGGCCUCCAGAGAAGGGAGCCUCUCUAGAGAGGCUCCCUUCCCGAUUGGAUGGUAAAACAUCUUCGUGUGGGGGGGGUUUACUCAUCAAGAGUCUGAUCAUGAGAAAUUCCAAGAGGUGCCAAAAGCUCUCGGCUGAAGCUGGAGGAACCCUUCUUACUCUGACCGAACAUGUUUGGCCUCCGAUCUGCAGUGUUUUUGGAUGAACAGGCAGGAUAUUGUGCAUAGUUGGAAGAUCAUGUAUGCAUGCAUAUGGCAUAGAUCCAGGAUGAUCCAGAUAUGGAUCUCCCCGUCCCCCCCCACCACACUCCCGCGCGCAGCGGGACCCGCUCCGCCGCCACAGCCGCCCGUCCUGUUGUUUUUAAUGGAUCCCCGUGGACUCAAGAAAGUGAUCUUGCUGUCUUAAAGUAGGGAG